GAGAGAGCUCUCCAUCUCCAUCUCCAUCUAUACACUCAGUGUGCAAACGGGCUUUCUCUCUACCUGCUGCCUGCCUGCCUGCCUGCCCACCCGCCUUUAUCAUCUCCGCAGAGGACCGAGCCACAAUAAUAAUAACAACAAUAAUAAUAACAACAGUGUCAGUCCGCUAUUUUUGCGUUUUUUCGCUAUUCUUCAUGCAACGGUAUGCUUUUCUUGUUUUCUCUUACUUUGAUUCCUUGCGCAGUGAAUUGAUUUCCCCGCUUUUUCCUUCUUUCCACUCAUAACCUGCGUUUUAUUCGCCUUCUCGCAUUUUUUUCCUGCCGAAAAAGCCGACGGGAGAUGAGCUUCACUGGAGUCUAACGCAUUUUUCUCGCCUUCCGACCGUCUUGUUGCACUAGACUCCAGUCGUGGGCAAUGGGAAGUACCGACUCGCAAGAAGGCUGCACGUUUUGCUGUUUUUAAGGGAUGUGUGCAAGUAUGUUGGAAAAAUAGCCAUAGCGUCCGGAUUGUAAGGCCAAAUGACAUAGGAUGAAGGCUAUUCGUAACCUGUUGAUUUAUAUAUUUUCCACCUAUCUCCUGGUUAUGUUUGGAUUUACCGGUGCCCAAGACUUCUGGUGUUCCACUUUGGUCAAGGGAGUUAUUUAUGGAUCCUACUCGGUGAGCGAGAUGUUUCCCAAGAACUACACGAAUUGCACCUGGACGUUGGAGAACCCAGAUCCUACCAAAUACAGCAUCUACCUUAAGUUGUAUAAACGUGACCUAAACUGCUCGAAUUUCUCCUUGCUGGCUUAUCAGUUCGACCACUAUUCCCAUGAUAAGAUCAACGAGCAGCUGAGGACCAAUGAGUCUAUCGUAUACGUCUGCGACUCCAAGAAUAUGUUCAUAUUCUUGCAAUAUGACAAGAACUUUGCGCAGAUUCGCCGUCUGUUCCCUUUCGAUUACACUGGAUUGGUACAGAGGAGAAUCGACGAGGAGCAGAGGUCUGUGCUGGAGUUCCUGGUUCUGAACAAGGCCAGUCCGAGUCAGUUUGGGUGUCAGGUGCUUUGCACGUGGCUGGAGAACUGUCUGAAGAGCGAGAAGGGGGCGGCCGAAUCCUGUGGAAUAGUGUACACGAAAUGCACCUGCCCCCAGCAUUUAGGGGACGGUGACACGGAGAGCGUGCUGUCACUGAACAACGUGGUGCUGCCCUUAAACCCCCAAACCGAAGGAUGUCUCACGCCGCACCUCCGGACUGCGCAGGUUUGCAAUCUAAGUGCCGAAGUCAAGCGACCGCCUAAAGAGGAAUUUGGAAUGAUGGGGGAGCGUACAGUUAAAAGUCAGCGGCCAAGAUCAGUUCAUGAGGCAAAGAGACCACAGGACCGUCAUGAGGCUGCUAAAUUUAUGGCACAAACUGGUGACCCUGGUGCUGAGGAGUGGUCCCAGUGGAGCACUUGCUCCGUAACAUGUGGUCAAGGGUCGCAGGUGCGAACAAGAUCGUGUCUCUCAGCUUACGGAACACACUGCGGCGGCCCGUUAAGAGAGUCGAGGUUGUGCAAUAACACAGCUCCCUGUCCAGUGCAUGGUGUGUGGGACGAGUGGUCACCCUGGAGCCUGUGCUCCUUCACGUGUGGCCGAGGCCAGCGUACGAGAACACGCACGUGUGAGCCCCCCCUGCACGGGGGCAGACCAUGUGACGGACCGGAGACCCAGACCCGGCUCUGCAACAUCGCCCUCUGUCCAGUGGACGGGCAGUGGCAAGAGUGGAGCCAGUGGAGUGACUGCUCGGUCACCUGCGCCAACGGGACGCAGCAGAGGACGCGGCAGUGCUCGGCCGCAGCACACGGAGGCUCUGAGUGCCGGGGCCACUGGGCCGAGAGCAGGGAGUGCUUUAACCCGGACUGCACAGCUAAUGGCCAAUGGAACCCCUGGGGACCCUGGAGUGGCUGCUCAAAGUCCUGCGACGGAGGCUGGCAGAGGAGGGUGCGGCUGUGUCAGGGAGCCGCCGUGACGGGACAGCAGUGCGAAGGCACUGGGGAGGAGGUCCUCAAGUGCAGCGAUCAGCGGUGCCCAGCCCCGUACGAGAUUUGUCCAGAGGAUUUCACAGUGUCCAUGAUGUGGAGAAAAACACCUUCAGGUGACCUGGCCUUCAACAAGUGUCCACAAAACGCAACAGGCAUGGCGAGUCGACGCUGCUCGCUGGAUCACAGGGGUGUUGCCGUCUGGGAACAGCCCAGCUAUGCCAGAUGCAUAACCAAUGAAUACAUCUUCCUGCAGCAAAAAGUCACGGAACACCUGGCGAAGGGACUACGGACGCUGGCGGGGGGUGGCAUGUCCCACGUGACCAAAAACCUGCUGGACCUCACGCAGAGACGCAGCUUCUACGCCGGGGACCUGCUGAUGUCGGUGGAGAUCCUGCACAAUGUGACAGACACCUUCAAGCGGGCCAGCUACCUGCCAUCAUCUGACGACGUGCAGAACUUUUUCCAAAUUAUCAGUAACCUUCUGGAGGAGGAGAACAGGGAGAAAUGGGAAGAUGCACAACAGAUCUACCCUGGCUCUGUGCAGCUCAUGCAGAUCAUCGAGGACUUCAUCCACAUUGUGGGCCUUGGAAUGAAAGACUUCCACAACUCCUACUUGAUGACCGGGAACCUGGUGGCCAGCAUACAGAAGCUUCCGGCAGUCUCCGUGAUGACGGACAUCAACUUCCCCAUGAAAGGGCGGAAAGGCAUGGUGGACUGGGCGCGCAACUCUGAGGACAAAGUCGUGAUCCCCAAGGGCGUCUUUGUCUCUGCUCCUGCAGACGUGGACGCCUCCCCCGUUUUCAUCCUGGGCACGGUCCUCUACAAAACGCUGGGCCUCAUGCUGCCCACCCCCAGAAACAAAACGUCUGUCAACUCCAAAGUCAUCGCUGUGACUGUGAGGCCCGAGCCGACAUUUUCAGAGACUCACCUGGAAAUAGAGCUGGCUCACCUCGCCAACGGCACCAGCAACCCGUACUGCGCAUCGUGGGACAACACCGCCACGAACGAUUCCUGGGGAUCCUGGUCCGCCAAGGGAUGUAAAACCGUGCUUACCGAUGCAUCCCAUACAAAAUGCUUAUGUGAUCGCGUAUCUACCUUCGCCAUUUUGGCUCAGCAACCAAGAGAAAUAACUAUGGAGUACUCAGGGGUCCCCUCGGUGACGCUGAUUGUGGGCUGUGGGCUGUCCUGCUUGGCCUUGAUCACCCUGGCUGUCGUUUAUGCCGUGUUAUGGAGAUACAUCAGAUCUGAAAGGUCCAUCAUCCUAAUCAACUUCUGCCUCUCCAUCGUCUGCUCCAAUAUCCUGAUUCUGGUGGGCCAGACUCAGACUCACAAUACGGGCGUCUGCACCAUGACGACAGCCUUCCUGCACUUCUUCUUCCUGGCGUCCUUCUGCUGGGUGCUGACGGAGGCAUGGCAGUCCUACAUGGCCGUCACCGGCAAGGUGCGGACUCGGCUCAUCCGCAAGAGAUUCCUGUGCCUGGGAUGGGGUCUACCUGCUUUGGUGGUCGCCAUCUCCAUGGGCUUCACCAAGGCUAAGGGCUAUGGGACACCUCAAUACUGCUGGCUAUCUCUUGAGGGAGGUCUUCUCUAUGCGUUUGUCGGACCUGCGGCGGCCGUGGUUCUGGUCAACAUGGUGAUUGGCAUCCUGGUGUUUAACAAGCUGGUGUCCAGGGACGGCAUCUUGGAUAAGAAGCUGAAACACAGAGCAGGGCAGAUGAGUGAGCCCCACACGGGCCUGACACUGAAAUGCGCCAAGUGUGGUGUCGUCUCCACCACAGCUCUGUCAGCGACCACCGCAAGCAACGCCAUGGCCUCCCUGUGGAGCUCCUGCGUGGUCCUCCCCCUGCUGGCUCUGACCUGGAUGUCGGCCGUCCUGGCCAUGACGGACAAGCGCUCCACACUUUUCCAGAUCCUCUUCGCCGUCUUCGACUCGCUGCAAGGCUUCGUCAUCGUGAUGGUCCACUGUAUCCUGCGCAGAGAGGUUCAGGACGCUUUUCGAUGUCGACUCAGAAACUGUCAGGAUCCGAUCGGCACUGACGCCUCCGGAACGUUCCCCAAUGGCCACGCGCAGAUCAUGACAGAUUUCGAGAAAGACGUGGACAUCGCCUGCCGUUCAGCGGCCCUCCACAAAGACAUGGGCUCGUGCCGGGCAGCCACCAUCACGGGGACCCUGUCGCGCAUCUCGCUCAAUGAUGAGGAGGAGGACAAGGGCCCCGAGACCCUCAAUUACUCCACGUUGCCCGGCAACAUAAUCUCCAAGGUGAUGAUCCAGCAGCCGUCAGGAAUGCACCUGCCGGUGGGCGUGGCUGACAUGGGGGAACCGUGCCUGGGCGAGGGUCCCGGUGACAUGCGACGGACCGUCUACCUGUGCACGGACGACGGGGGGCGCUCUGCUGACCCGGACAUGGGUGGCCAUGAGGUGGGCGGGCCCGGCCAGGCCGGCCAGAUGAUGGACACCGACUACAUUGUGAUGCCGCGGGCGACGGGCAACGUGCCUACGCUCCUCAAAGAAGAGGCCAAGCUGAGCAUGGGUAUGGAGGCUCUGGGCCACGAACGCCUGAUGCACUACAAGGUGAGCCCUGAGUUCGGCAUGGGCCCCUCCGCCAUGGAGCACAUGGCCAUGAACCUGGAACCGCAGUUCGGACCUCCGGACCACGGCCAGAGCCUGCCCUUCGAGCCUCGGACAGCCGUCAAGAACUUCCUGGCAGAGAUGGAGGAGAGCGGCGGUCUGUCCCGAAGCGAAACCGGCUCCACGAUAUCCAUGAGCUCCCUGGAGAGAAGAAAGUCACGAUAUUCAGACCUGGACUUUGAAAAAGUCAUGCACACCCGCAAGAGACACAUGGAGCUGUUCCAGGAACUGAAUCAGAAAUUUCAGACCUUGGACCGAUUUCGAGAUAUACCAAAUAUGGGCGGCAUGGACAAGUCCAUGGCCAGCAAGAACCCCUGGGAGACCUACAACCCCACGUGUGACUACCAGAAUUACGGCACCUUGAAUGUACUGGAGCCCGGCGGCAAGGACUCGCUGGAGAUGACCUCCUCCGAGUGGGAGAAGUGUGUCAGCCUCCCACUGGAGGUGCAGGAGGGAGACUUCCAGACGGAAGUCUAG
Molecule: messenger RNA, 5106 nt
Organism: Brienomyrus brachyistius
Lineage: Eukaryota; Metazoa; Chordata; Actinopteri; Osteoglossiformes; Mormyridae
Gene: adgrb3
Product: adhesion G protein-coupled receptor B3
Biological process (GO): cell surface receptor signaling pathway; adenylate cyclase-activating G protein-coupled receptor signaling pathway; neuron remodeling
Cellular component (GO): postsynapse; plasma membrane; synaptic cleft
Molecular function (GO): G protein-coupled receptor activity
Source: RefSeq, a predicted model, not a curated record